AUGGAAGCCGCUGGCCUGGCCCUUUCCGUGUACAAGGACGUCUACUACCUGGCCAAAGGCAUAUACCGUCUGGGAAUGUCAGCACAGCACUAUAGAGAAGAGAAUCACCAGCUGCUCAUCAAGUUCCGCACCCAAUGUCUGUACUUGCGAAUGUUCAAGUAUUUCUUCAUCGCCGUUUUACGAGUGGGAACAUCAGAGGCGUUGUCUGAGAUCGAAGAGGUCCUGGUGACCCAGGUGAACGAGAUUAUCAGCUGCCUUGGACAGGCUCUCGCGCGCUACCGUGACCUUGUCCACGCAGAAGACGAGGAGUACCGUAAGCAGAGUGAUUCUUCGACCAGGGAAGAGCCCACUCGCGAAGCGUUACUCUCAAUGAACUUGAACGACAUUCUUCCCCCUCCACCUUUGCUCCAGCCCGGCUCCUCGCCAGCGGCCUUGAAAAACCAAUCCAUCUUCAGUCUCAGGGCCUGGAAAUGGGCCUUGUUUAAACGUUCUACGCUUCAAAAGGCUACUGAAAGCUUUCAGGAGUGGAACAGCGAGCUGAAAGUUUUCGAACCCAUGAUCGUUGGUGGUCUGUUCGUCAGUAACGAUGCGCGGCGAGCGUUGGAGUCCACGAUCAAGAGCGAUCCGCAUUCAGAUCAGGAAGCAUUCGUCCCCCAUGUCAAAAUUUCGCUGCUGACAGGGGAUGCCACUUUGCCUACCGUUCCAGCUGACCCCGAUGUGCCAUCGAUGGGUACGCUGCCUACUGAGGUGCCUCCUAGGAGGCGACUGGAAAAGAAGAGUUAUCCUCAGUCCGGAGAGGAGGUCACCAGGGCCAAGGAUGCCCUGCGCCAACUAGCAGCUCUGUUGGGAGCGGCCGGUGUGCACGAUUUCCAUACGCUUCCUCUGCAGAGCUGUGUGGAUAACCCAGGCGGGCAUCAAUUCACCUUCUCUUUCGGGUUUCCGGAUGGAGCGUCCGAUCGAGAACCGGUCAGCCUGCAGACAAUCCUCUCGAAGAAGUCAGGCGCUCCGUCUCUGUCCCAGCGCUUCCACAUUGCCCUAAUCAUCACCCGCGCCAUCGCGGCAUUUCAUGCCAACGGCUGGCUCCAUAAGGAGAUUAGCAGCAGAUCGAUCCUCUUUUUCUUCGAUGAGAACGACCGCUGCAUGUAUCUUCGGCCGUAUCUCGUAAAUUUUGAGUACUCGCGGCCCGACACGGCUGAGACCAACAUGACGGCCGACGAUGACCUCGCCCGGAACGUGUAUCGCCACCCGGACCGCCAGGGGUCGCGGCCGAAUGUGCGUUUCAAUAAGACGCACGAUUUGUACUCUCUGGGGGUGGUUCUCCUGGAAAUCGGCGUAUGGCAAACCGCCUUGUCGAUGAGGAACGCAAGGUUAAAGCAGGAAGGGAUGCUCUCCAGUCGCAACGUCGGGCCCAUGCAGGAUAUCUUCAAAACCAAGACUAAGGAGCGGCUGGGACAUACCAUGGGACCUGCGUACCAGAAAGCCGUGGAGAGUUGCCUGGAUGGGGCAUUUGAAGCGUUCUUGCACAGGGACAGCAUCUUCGCCUUGCAGUUCCAGAGUAAGGUGAUCAAGAAUGUGAACCCGGAUCGGAUCAGGCAGGUGGAGGAGGAAUGA
Messenger RNA from Colletotrichum fioriniae, 1611 nucleotides. RefSeq lists its product as uncharacterized. Gene Ontology annotation, biological process: protein phosphorylation. The record is from RefSeq and is a predicted model, not a curated record. NCBI's taxonomy places the organism in Eukaryota, Fungi, Ascomycota, Sordariomycetes, Glomerellales, Glomerellaceae. Gene Ontology annotation, molecular function: ATP binding; protein kinase activity.